This is a messenger RNA of Drosophila teissieri, 816 nucleotides long. RefSeq lists its product as uncharacterized. Lineage: Eukaryota; Metazoa; Arthropoda; Insecta; Diptera; Drosophilidae. The transcript is spliced from 4 exons. The record is from RefSeq and is a predicted model, not a curated record. Bases 1 to 816 code for a protein of 271 amino acids.
AUGGACGCAGCUUAUGUGAAAUUUAUGUUGUGCCAGUGCCUUAUAAAUCGGGCGGAUUGGGGCUUGGCCCUUGGCUGCAUGAACAUCGUGUACUCCUUUUUCCUCUUCCAAUUUUGGUCGGUGGAGCUCUUCAGAUGCCUCCACAAUUAUCCAAUCAAGUGGGUUUUGUUGUACGGAUUCAACAUAGUGUUCAAUGUGAUCGUCAUGACGAGGAUAGUGAAGAGGGAGAGUAUCUCGGUCUUCUACUGGAUGUGCGAAACAGGUGCCCUCUUAAUAUUCCGCGUACAUUUCCUAUAUUACAAUGAAGACGACUUUUGGCUAGCCAAACAUGACUAUUACCACGUGUCCAACUUGGUAAUCGAUGUUUACAUUGGACUGUCUCUGCUGGCUAUGAUUUAUGUUAUAUGUGGCUUGCGUUUGAAUCUGGAGGGCCAAUUCCCCGAGGCGGAAAUGGGCAGAGAUUGCAAAUUCGAUCCAGAGAUGGCCAAAAGAGCAGCUCAAAGGCAUAAGGAGGAGUUUCUAGCAAUGAAGGAGGAGGAGGAGGAGAAGCAGAGACAACUGGAAAGUGAUCUAGAAAUGGAGGAAUCAAAUCGCAAAGCCGCCUUAAAACUUGCUCAACUCGAGGAGGAGGGAUCCCUGUGCAGCCUGGUGAUAACACCCACUGCACCCGAUGAGGAAAAUGUGUAUUCCAGCAUUUUCCUUUCGCCAGACUUUCCCGGACCUUCAGCUCCGCCAGAAAGUUCACUUUCCAUCGAGCCGGAUUCCUGGUACGAGAUCAAUGAUACAGCUGCCUACGACGAUCAAUACAAUGAUUAA